AGAGCGAGUUUUUUCGCAUCGCGUCGAUUGAUCUUUCCGUUGGGUAAUCGGGGUAUAGAAUCCACGAAGAAUAUCCCGCCUCGGAGUUGUUUGUAAUCAGGCACCCUACCGUUGACGUAAUCCAGAAGUUGCUGCUCUGUCAGCGGCGGAGCCGCAGCAUUCAAGGUUCUAACAACUAGCGCGCUCGCCAAAUCUACGUGGGGCGGUUUUGGAUGGGGCAACUCAACAACCACUGCCUGGCUGACAUCCGCCAGUUCCAUCAGCACUGCCUCCAGCUGGGCAGGUGCUAUCUGGUAGCCCUGGUAGCGGAGCAUUUCCUUCUUGCGAUCGGUGAUGUACAGGAAGCCGACCUUGUCGAAGUAGCCGAUGUCGCCGGUCUGGAUAAAUCCGUCCGCGGUGAGAAGGGCGCGCGUUUCCUGCUCGUUUCCGUAGUAUCCGGCGAAGGGGUGAAUGUAGCGCACCUGUAAUUCGCCUUCCUGUUCAGCGCCCAGGAAGUCGCCCUCUUCGUUGACGAUCUGGAGGGAAGCGAUUGGAAAAUGGUGUGCUGAACUAGAUCAUUCGAAAAAGUGGACGAACCAAGAUCAUAUUUUCGACUGGACAAACCAACAUCAUUUACCUCAACACCAAUAGGGCCAAGAAGAGCGCACCGGUUCGCAGGUUGGGUACCGCUGCUCCAAGACAUCACUCACCCUGACGGUAACAUUCGCCAUCAACAUCCCAACCGAGCGGGGCUUCCCGGACAGAUUGAUGGAAACGAUUCCACCGGUUUCACUCAUCGCGUAGCCGACGUACACUUUCCCGCCGGCAGUCGCCGUCUUCAGCAGUUCAUUUGCGCGUUGCUCGAGCGACUCCGGAAGUGGACUCCCGCCGCAGCCAAUUAUCCUCAGCGAGGAUGGAAGCACACAUCGACGCGCCUCACAGUACUCAACCAUGUCCGCCAGCAUGGGUGGCGGCGUGAAUAAGUACGUAAUUUUGAAUCGCUCUAUCAACUCGUACGCAUAGACCGGGGAGAAGGGCUGAACGGUUACAAUGCGUUUACCCCCGUUGAAAAGUGCAAUCAUUAGGACCUGAAGCGCCGACACCCAGUAGAGCGAGCUGAAGCAUAGCAAGGUAUCCGAGCCGAGAUGGCUUACCCGGGGAUAGGGUGCUAUGAGCUGGGCGUGCGUUAGACAAACCGCUUUCGGGAAGCCGGUUGUUCCCGAUGAGCACACAACCACUGCGAUGGUUCUGUCCGAAUCGCCAAGGUAUGCCGGGCGAUAGAGUUUCUCAUUUUCAACUGGUUCAAACAGCAUUCCAGUCACUUCCGCUGUGUCCAGCACCAUCACCCGCGCGUUUAAAUUCGCCUGAGAGCAAGCUGCCUCAACCACCGCCCGGUUGUGUUGGUUGCAAAAUACCAGCUUCGGUUGGGUGAGACUCAUCAGCUGCCGGAGAUCGGAUUCAUCGAAGGAAGCAUCCAGCGUGUGUACCGGCGCUCCUAGCAGGAAACAACCGAACAGCAGCGGUGUUACACUGCAACUGUUACUCACUACCAUACAGAUCAUAUCACCUUGUGAAACACCGCACUUCUUGGCUAAAUUGAGAGCUGCCCGAAUCGAUCGAAUUCUCAGCUCAUCACAGGUGUACGCGACCUCCGAUUCGACAUCUAUUUCGAACACUCGGUCGGGCGUACGCUCAAGAAUGUUCACGAUCACUUGACCGAGACUGGCAGCCGGAUUGAUGACCGGAGGUUGCCGAGGACCGACCCAUGUGCGCGUGGUUGGAUCGAAGCGGGACAUCGCGUCGUACGAACGAGACACGGGUGUUCCUAGCGAGAGCUUUGGCCUCCAAAUGCUUGAUCGUAGCCGGCUAUGACUCUAUGAAGCUCCCAUAACAGAAGCUAGCGCCGACUAGUUGCUAAGCAACUUUUCGCUCAACAACUAGUAGACUUUGUAUUGAGCAGAAUUGAUUUUUCACCAUUCUCUGACAUUCACUACUUGGACGCGGACAAGAUUUUCCCGACGACGAAGUAUGGAACAUUUUCAACAAGAUUCGGCUCAUGCGUCUGAUGAAGAAGAAACUCGAUGCGUUAACAAUGCCAUAUACAUCUCGAAGGACCGUCAGUUAGACGAAUUGGACUAUGUCGACAGUAGCGAUUCAGAAUCGAUCAUUUCCUCACUAACCAUUGAUACACUCAAGGCUCCGCUGUGUGCGUUGGAGGAAGAAUGGAGUUCAGAGUCAAGCAGCAGUACAUCGGUGCCAUUGAAAAUGACAUACACUAGUAAAGGAUCCAACUCACAGGCCUUUGAAGAAUGGCUGAAGAGCAAAAACGAAACUGAUCGCAAACGUAUUGAGCGUGAAAAGAAGCGAAAAAGUCACGAAGAAGCAAGAAGGAAAAUAGAAGAUGAAAGACGAAAACAGGAAAACGAGCAGAAAUUCAAACAGUGGAUGCAGCGCAAGAAAGAAGAGGAGGAACAGAGGAAGAACAAGCAACCGCCCUUCGAUCGGAAGGAAACGGAGGAGGAGAAGCCGAAAAGGUGGAUCCCCACAGAGGAGAGUGUUUCCAACUUUGAGGUUUGGUUGAGUCGAGUGGAGGAGAAAAAACGACAAGCGCAACUGCGUGAACAGACGAAACAGCGCAUGGAUACGAAUGUCAAACAGAAGCGUCAGGACUUGUCCGCGAUGGCUUACGACGAGUGGCUCAAGUCAUCCGUGUCGAAGCCCAAGCCAGUACCGCUGAACCGUGGAACCGAGAGCCUUCGAGGCACUAUUUCGAAGCUCUAUAUCAAUCCAGUGCCAUGGAAGGGAAAUGAUGAAAAGAGUACUAACCAUUAGGAGGUUGAUAUGUUUCUUUUGAUGUCGGAUGGGUGUGGUGACGCAUGAAAAAAAUUCAGUGUUAUCAUUUUUACAACAUAGCGCCUGACAUGUUUUUGUUUUGGUCUACCUUUUCGAGGGUUACUUUAUGCAUAUAUAUAUAUUUUAUAUGUGGUCCUCUUUUGUCUUUUCGUUUUUAUCUCACGUUGUUAUACAUGUCAUUUUUUAAAUGUGAAGGAAGAAAGAAUUACCCAAGUUUA
Molecule: messenger RNA, 3050 nt
Organism: Toxorhynchites rutilus septentrionalis
Lineage: Eukaryota; Metazoa; Arthropoda; Insecta; Diptera; Culicidae
Product: coiled-coil domain-containing protein 34-like
Exons: 7
Coding region: 2008-2811 (267 amino acids)
Source: RefSeq, a predicted model, not a curated record